UGUUGGCUUCACGAACUUGAUGCUGGUACCGCUGCUCAAACUCCACCAGUUUGACACUCGCUGAAAUAUUUCUGACAUUUGCUCAAUUACUGACUCGCGUGAAGACUUUCGGAACCAAUGGGCUGACGGAGGAGACUGGAAUUAUGCCGUUCAGAACCGACGUGCUCAAGUGGAUCAGCGGCAGAUUUGUUUGAUCCCAGGGAGAAGAUGAGAACCGCGAACAUGAGGAGGUGGAUGAGUAAACAGUGAUGUCACUAGGGAGGAGGAGGAGGAGUGGGACCACCACCUCCCUUCCUCUCGCUGAAGGAGUCGGCCAGACGAGCCAGAAGUCAUGGAGAGUGGACAGGUGUGGAGAGACAGUUUCUAGACCGGAGACAGGCUUCACGUCCUUGAGUUCUUGAGUGGUGACCUGAAGACCAACAGCAUGUACAGUGGAUAUGGAGGGGGUCCGUCCCGAACUCUCUCCACCAUGUCACUGUCAGUGCGUCCAGUCAGACGCCUCGCCUCCAAGUCCAUCACUAGGAGCCAAAGCUUCACCGGAGUCAACACGUCUGACAAGCCGUACAGACAUCUGUCCGUGUUCAGCACGCCGGGCCUGAGCAGAAGGCCAAGCAGAGCCAGCAGGAUGUUCACCGUCUCCCAACGCUCCAGCCCUCUUUCCAAGGUUCCUCAACCGGAGCGGCUGGAUGAGGUCUACGCAGCUCUGCGCAGAGGUCUCCAGUCCUACCUGCAGGUCCACCAGAUGGACUUGGACAAUCUGAGCCGGCAAAUGAAGGAGUCCAAGCGGAACUCUCGACUGGGUUUCCUGUAUGAACUAGACAAGCAAGUGAAGAUGAUCGAGCGCUACAUCCGCAGACUGGAGUUCCACCUCAGUAAGAUCGAGGAGUUGUACGAAGCCUACUGCCUGCAGCGGAGGCUCCGGGACGGAGCUAACAAGAUGGUGAACGCGUACACGGGCUCCUCAGUCAGCAAGGGAGCCAGGGAAAGUCUGGCCGAGGCAAACAAGGGAUACAAGGAGUACACAGAGAACAUGUGUGUGCUGGAGAACGAGCUGGAGAACCAGCUGGGGGAGUUCCACAUCAAGAUGAAGGGGUUGGCCGGGUUUGCUCGGCUGUGUGCUGGAGACCAGUAUGAGAUCUUCAUGAAAUACGGGCGCCAGCGGUGGAAGCUGCGCGGCAGGAUAGAGAUGAACGGCAAGCAGGUCUGGGACAGCGAAGAUAUGAUGUUACUGCCGCUCAUCAACGACUUCCUGUCCAUAAAGGUGACAGAGCUGAAGAGUUUAGCCAACCACGUGAUCGUCGGGAGUAUUUCCUGCGAGACCAAGGACCUUUUCUCUGCACUUCCUCAAACUGUCGCCGUUGAUAUUAACGACCUCGGGACCAUCAAGCUCAGUCUGGAGGUCACCUGGAAUCCGUUUGAUAAGGACGACCAGACUUCGGUCACCAGCACUGUGAACAAAGCUUCGACCGUCAACAAGAGAUUCUCCACGCUCUUCAACCAGAGUCCGCCAGACACGCCGUCUCUGCGGGAACAAGCCUUCUAUUCUCUGCCUCGGAAUCUGACUCGACGGCAGCACUGGCCGCUGUUGGACACCUUCAGGGACACGCUUAGCCGAAGUUGCUCCUGUAGUGACAAGUCUCCCACGAGGCCGCACACUGUCAACAUGCUGCGGCGCCACGAGGAGAUGGAGAACGGGACGGCCUGGUCCAAUUCCUCCGAGUCCUCAGACGACUCGUCCAGUCCUCAGCUUUCUGCGGGGCAGCACAACUCCUCCCACCACAAGACGCUGGUGAUACCGACCAUCCAGCCGGUUCAUCUGAGACAGCCCUCGCUGCCUGUCCACCGAGACUCCCCCUCCUCCAGUCUGUUCUCGUCACACUCGAGCGUCGACAUCCCAGCCGAUCACCUGUCCGACAGCCAAAGAGAAGAACCAGCCGCAGCCAAACAUGACGAAGAAGCAGCGGAUGGUGCUCCCUCAGAGGGGUCUCUCAGCCACACCAGCAACUACUCGCGCUCGCUCAGCCACAUCAGCGAGAGCAGCGCAGACGGAGCCACGGACCGGCCGACGUGCGAGGACUCCGUGGUGUCCGCCGUCUCCGUCAACGAUAUCGAGAUGGAGCUCCCCGACAGAACUCCAGAACCUCCUGCCCCUGCCGCUGCAGAUGCCACACCAGAAAGAGUAGAGGGGAAUAGUCUGGUGGAGCCCGGCGAUCGUCCGGAGGAGACGCUCGGCCUCACGUCUCCAGGAACAAACUCUACGGAGGAGAGCGGGGAUGUGACCUACCUGGCCCGGCGAGUGUCGGUGGAGGAGGACGUCUCAGAGGUGCCGCUGGACAGCGGGCUGGAGAACGCGCUGGGCUCUGUAGUGUCGUCUCUGGACGACUACCGAGGACAGUUUCCUGAACUCCAGCUGCUGGAACAAGAACUGAGGCUGCUGCAAGUCACACUGAAGGGGGGCAGACACAGCCGAACUCCCAGUCUGGUCAGUCUCACUGUGGAAACUGCUCUGUGCAGCUUCAACUUCCUCAAUGUGUCGGAUGGCGAGGACGAAGAGGAGGAGAGGACGAGUCGGAAUGGGAGUUCUCUGCAGGACAGAGACUGGGACUGCUGCUCCUCUCCAGCGUCACCGCUCACCACGGGCUGUGCGGACCUAGACUGCACCCUAGUGGUGCAUUUGAUGAACUGCAGUGCCCAGUUGCUGCGACUGGGAACGUUCGGCCCUCUGAGGUGCGGGGAGAUGUACGCGCUGGACAACCUACUGAGAGAAGUCCGUGUCAUCGAGAUCGUGCGGCGAGUCAUCAAGGAGAAUCUUCAGCGUCUCCCGCUGCCGUCUGAAGUGAUACCUGAGCUGGGCCUGUGCAUGGGUGCUGUGUCGCUAUGGCAACAGUGCAUGGGGAUGGACAGCGUGUACAGCACCUCUGCAGAGAAGUUUGUGGACGCUUUGACCAGCACCUACAGCAGCGUCCUGCCAGAGAAGGCCAGCAGCAUGGCAGAAGCAGUGUUCACCAAUCUGGCAGAAAGAGUGCUGACUCAGCGGCUGCCAAAACGAGAUGGCAACAGGAACAGCGUGACGCUGACUCUGUUUCAGUUUUGGAGCUACCUGGAGGCCAACGGCAUCACAAACAUGAAGUCUCAUGUCACUGAGCUGGCAGAAGAAGUCUGGCUGGUGCAUACUCUGAUGUCAUGUGACCAAGACCAGAUCAUCCAAGCUCUGCGGCGCCCCACGGAGUGCAGUCUGCGGCGAGAGGGUCUUCAUGCUGUGGCCAGGCUGCUGAAGGACCCCAGAGGGAAGGUGAUGGCCUCGGCUAGCUCAGCGCUGAGGAGCGUGGCCACGCAGCCGCGGCAUCGGGAGCAGGCUCUGGUCCACUGUCUGGAGCUGCUGGAGGAUGAACACGUGCUGACGCGGGUUUGUGGAUGCAAGGCUCUUGCUUGUCUGAAGGCGAAAGAGAGCAUCGACCAGCUGGUGUAUCUGUGUCGCACCGACAAGGAAGAAGUCAGAGAUGCUGCCAAACAAGCUCUUCUCGCGCUGGGCGAGGAGGGGAAGAUGGCCUACAGACACGUGGAGACGUCUCAGGAGGUCAUCCCGAGUCUCUUUGCGCCCGGAAGCAUGGCCAGCACUGCUUUCUAACGGCGCCGCUGUCGGAAUGUUCCGCCCGAUUCAUCACUCUGGUCGUGCUGCGUUCACUUCUGGCUGCUGUCUAAGAUUGCACAUUUGGAUUCUGGAGACUAGGAAUGGAUUCAAGUUCAUGACCUCAUGGAAACUCUCAGAUUUGGGCUUUAAUUGACACCAAGCUCACAAGUGCCAAACUUUAUACUACUGAGGUUAUUUUUGUCUUAAAGCUGCUUGUUUGAUUCGUGGCGCUGUCGACAGUGAACCCUCCCUUCGUCUUCACUUAAUCCCAAUAUAGAUUACUCAACUCUGGAUUAGUUUGUGACUCAAACUUGAGCUUUUUCUUGAACACAGUUUGGCCCAGCUCACAGGUGUGUUGGUCAACCAGGAGGUCUGAGGGGCGAUGCAUUCACGUGCUGCCUGCAAUUCAGAAUUGUCAAGGAAAACUUAUGUUAUGAAAACUGUUAUGCUCCGAGAGAGUCGGCCGUAACAUAAUGACCACUCAACCUCCGAAACUGCAUAGUUAGUUGCUUCGAUAGUUUGCUUAUGAUUAUUCAGCGUCCCUGUUUACUGUAUUCUCUGCUUACCCACAACUGUACUGCACUUUCACCAAAAUAUUCAUAUAAUUUCAUGUUUUUUAAAUUGAAUUCAGAUUGAUCAUUAGCUGUGGUGCUGACCUCAAGAGCAAGAUUGAGGCAGAGUUCACCUGCACAUGUGUUGCUGGGGGAGGAGUGGAGAGGAAAGAGUGGUUGGGUGGAGGUUAGAUGAGUGGAUGGAUGGAGGAUACUCCGGCGGGAUUGUAGGUGAGUGAGUAAGGUUUUUAAAGAUGUUAGUUCUCAUGGUGUGUUCAUGUUCCCAGUUCAUGCCAGACAAAGGGGCAGGUUGUGCUGGAUUAUGGUGCUGUGUUCUUGCCUGGGUUUCCUCCAGGUACUCCUCCCAAGGUGUAAAAUCAGUGCUGUGUUUUUAAGGCUGUCAGUCUUCAUGUGCCUUGUAAUGGACGGCGUGUGACCCUGAGUAGCUGGGACUCUGCCUGUUUGUAAAAAGACUGACUCUCAGUGUGGGAGGAGAGGUUGGUGAGUACUGACGGAUGUCACGUGACAACUGUGGUGAGAAGCACCUUCCCCUGCAGGAGACAAAAGCUGCAGUUUGGUGGUCAUAAUGCGCAGAACAUGUUGAUCUUGAAUUUAAUUUUAGAAGGUAAUCCUGAGUAUUCUGACGGCACCUGAAUGCAUCACGAGAACAGAAGAACAAGGCAACUCAUGGUGACAUCUGUAGUCUGGGCGACCAGUGUUUGGCUGUGGAGCUGAGGCGUCUGUCUUCCGUCUAAAGCACCGCUGCAUUUCCUGUGUGCACUAACUCACCUUUAGAAGCGUGUCCUCAGCCAAAGAUGUAGUGAAAACUGCUUGAUCUCUGGACCCCCACUGUGACCGCAGCAGCGACUCACGGCAGCUGGAUCUUGUUUUCUACUGUUUCUGUCCUCGUGCUCGCCUGCUGUCUCUCUGCUGCCAAAUGUUGAUCACGCGCUCUGUUUUCUGUUAAAUUAAUUUGCAAAUGAACUUGUAUAUGAAGACAUUUUGAUUAAUCCAUUUGAUGUUUCAACUGUAUUUAUACUUCCUGUUUUACCAUGACUUUUAUUGGGGGAAAAGGCAAUAGCAGUUUUUCAUUUUCUUUACUCUUCAACAUUAAACUACAAAUCCUCAUGAA
Molecule: messenger RNA, 5314 nt
Organism: Synchiropus splendidus (mandarinfish)
Lineage: Eukaryota; Metazoa; Chordata; Actinopteri; Syngnathiformes; Callionymidae
Gene: ripor1
Product: RHO family interacting cell polarization regulator 1
Exons: 26
Coding region: 425-3628 (1067 amino acids)
Source: RefSeq, a predicted model, not a curated record